Messenger RNA from Cantharellus anzutake, 3082 nucleotides. RefSeq lists its product as uncharacterized. Gene Ontology annotation, molecular function: GTP binding; GTPase activity. The coding region runs from base 163 to 2823 and encodes 886 amino acids. Gene Ontology annotation, biological process: mitochondrial fusion. The record is from RefSeq and is a predicted model, not a curated record. NCBI's taxonomy places the organism in Eukaryota, Fungi, Basidiomycota, Agaricomycetes, Cantharellales, Hydnaceae. Gene Ontology annotation, cellular component: mitochondrial outer membrane. The transcript has 2 exons.
ACCGGCUUCUGCCGUUCGUGAGGCCUCUGAUUCGUGCUCCCACAUUCUCUUACAAACGAGAAACGACUCGAAAACAAAGAACGCUGAGGGAAUAGACUCCCAAUUGUUUUUGGAUAUUUGGAGCAGCAGUUCUCUUUCGUGUCUUGGUGCUGGUGACACAAGAUGGCUCAAUCUUAUGUCCAGCCAGUGACUGACUCGUCGGAACUUGCUUUCGCUGAGCCAGCCAAAGCUUUCAACACGAGAGCUAAUUCUGCCGAUGCAAAGGAGGCAUACUUAUCCCAAAAGAAUCGCCUUCUCGACGCUAUUGACGAGACCCGAUCGAUCCUGACAGCCCUCCGACAGUUCAGCAAAGACUCUUGGAUUGUACGCUACCCUCACGUCACUCCGAACGUGGCAGAUGCUUCGGCGGGGUCUGGAACAGUCAGCAUGCGUCGGUCGCUUUCAUUUGCAGACGAUCCGGCCACCAUCGCUGACGUUGUUGUCGCCCCCAAACGCGAGGGUUUACAACGCGCUGCUACGGUCUCUGACGUGUCAAAUAUUUCCUCAUCCCCAGGCUCACAUUCUAUGUCCGAGGCAGAGGCGCUCCUCGGAGACUCUGCUGCCGAGGACUUCCAUGUUCUCCGCUUGGAUCUCAAACUAGGCGGUCCCGGCUCCUCCACUUCCCCCGAUGCACUUGUCUCUCAACUCGAAAAGGCGUCCAUUGCCAAGUUACUGGACGAACGUAUUAUCGCGUCCCUCAAUCACAUCGACAAACUCCAAACACGCGUGUUGGACACUUCUAGCAAAGUCCUUGUCACUGGCGACCUCAACGCCGGAAAGUCUACCUUCGUCAAUGCACUGUUGCACCGUGAUAUCAUGCCGGUUGAUCAGCAGCCAUGCACCACCCUAUUCUGCGAGGUUCAUGACAAAUUGGAAAACGACGGAGUCGAAGAAGCUCAUAUCGUUAACGAAGGCAAAGUCUACGAUCGGUUGGACGGAUCUACUUUCACCCGCUUCCCACUCUCUAGCCUAGAAAGCGUCAUCACCGAAUCAGAUGCGCAGCAUGUUCUCAAACUCUAUGUUUCCGACCGCCGCGAGCCCCCUGAAUCUCUCCUUAACAACAGCGUUGUUGAUAUUUGCUUGAUUGAUGCUCCUGGUCUGAAUCGUGACAGCUUGAAGACCACCGCACUAUUUGCACGUCAGGAGGAGAUUGACGUCAUCGUGUUCGUUGUCAGCGCGGAAAAUCACUUCACCUUGUCGGCCAAGGAAUUCCUUUGGAACGCGAGUAACGAAAAGGCCUACCUCUUCAUUGUUGUCAACCGGUUCGACCAAAUCAAGGAUAAGUCUCGGUGCCGGCGCUUGGUGCUGGAACAAAUCAAGCAUCUUAGCCCCAGAACCUGGGACGACGCUGAGGACCUCGUGCAUUUCGUCGACUCAAACUCCGCGCUCUCUCAAGGCCUUCAAGCCGCCACCUCAAGCUUAAACACCACAGCUUCAUCGGAAGCGUUCACCAAGCUCGAAACUUCCUUACGCUCAUUCGUCCUCGUCAAGCGUGCCAAGUCCAAGCUUAUGCCUGCGUCCACAUACCUCACUCAUAUCCUCUCCGAUGUUGGUCUCCUUGCUUCGGCCAAUGCGAUUGUUGCGCAAAAUGAAGCAAGUCAGGCGAGAUCGGACCUCGAGCGUGUUCGUCCCAUUCUCCACAAGCUGCAGAAAGGCCGCGACAGUCUGGAAGAUAGCCUGGAGACGGAGGAAGAAGACACCACGCAGCAUGCUCAAACUGCAGCGACGGCACGUCUUGCGAACGCCCUUGAACGUGUGUCGCGAGGUGAAAUUGCUGUCGUGGAGUCCGAGCUUGCUAUCUCCAAGCAGCCGCGUUCAAUUCCUUCGAUACCUAAAUAUCCUGGUAUCCUUGGGAUCUGGGAUUAUGCGAGGAGCGUUCGUACUACUCUUCUCGCAUCAUUGGACCUCGCUGUUGCACUGGCCGAGGAUGAAGCGCGUCGUAUGACUUUGGAUGGCGUCCACCACGUAGCAGAUCUUGGCGAACAAUACCUACCAGCGCACGUCCCUCGUUCAAAGCGAGUUUUCAUUCCUGAGGCGAUGUUUGUUCCCCGUCUUGCCCGGGGUCGUCGUCCCAGCGCCAUCGUUGCUGGUGGGGUCAUGGGCCUUGGUUUGGGUCUCCUCGCUCAGCGUGAGGAUCUCACUCAGGUUACGUUCGUUGAUAUCAUCGAUAUCAAUCAUCACAUCAUGUCCCAUUUCAACGGGGGGAAGACUGAAGACGAAGACGACGAGGCUAGCGCUAGUGCCCUGGGCACUCUUGGACUUGGAAUUGGUGCCUUGACGAUGGUCGGUGGGAAAACCAUUGGCGCAAGAGGUCUCAUUGAGGGUAUCGUGAGAAUAAGUGAUCUUUUUGGCAACGAGUCCUCCAGGAAAUGGAUUGCUCCAGUGUUAGGAGCGGCAACGCUCGGGUUAACGAUUUAUUUCGUUCUUGAGCUCCCGAACACCAUCCCUAAAACCGUUGGCCGGCGAAUCAAGGCUUCACUUAAUAACCCUCCAUCAACAACCCCAUCGGGCGCCCCUGUGUCAACACUCACACGGGCUGAAUCAAUCGCUCAACUUCCCUUCGCUGAGGCUCAUGCGCAUCGCAUCUCACGCGAGACCAGAAAAGUCCUCCGCCUCGCCUCGUGGGACCUUCGUGAGCGCUUCCGUGGUGCAAUGGAGGAAAGCGGAAGGGAGGUGAAGAAUGCAGAGGAAAGCGAACGACGAGCCUUGACGGCACUCGAGUGGUUCAUCGGUGUUGGAAAAAGGACAGAAGCAGUGCGCGUCAAUGCUCAACUUGUUUCUUAGACGACUGUUAUUAUAUGAUGGAUAUCAGCUAACGCUACUUUAUUAUUUCUUUGAUCUCCCCUCUUCACAUGCACGUAUGUUCCUUGCUUUCUAUGUUUACUUCUCUCCCCUUUAUUCUCUCGACCUCUCUUCCGUACCUCUCUUCCUUUGCAUAAUGAAACCGUCCCCGAUGUCUGUAGCCUGAGAUGAAUCGACUGGUUCAUUGGAUGUUGAUGACUGACUGAGGUACAUCGUUCUUCUAGCCGAUGGAAGGCGGUUC